AUGACAGAAAAAGCUAAAAGUUAUGGGACUUACGUAAGGCAGCGUGCUAGCAAACGCUCACUUGUAAUUGAUGCUCUUUCAGAACUAAGUGGAAUCAGAGAUGGUCAGGUGGUUGACAACAAUGCAAAGAAGGCACGCAUGAACAAUGGCAAGAAAAAGAUAAAUGCCAAUGCAGCUCCUGAGCAGCCUAAUUCAAGGAAAUCCAGUGAGAUUUUUGAUCUGGCAUUUGUCAGGUUUUUUAUUAUAGAAGGAGCAAUUGUUGCUGUUACUUACUUAGAGCCAAUAAAUGGAUUAUCAUUAAUGGACUCUGUAAGUGAGGUUGGAGAGAGCAGUGCGCAGGGUGCACUUAGAAAUCAAGCUAAACUAGGACAGCCUAAGGAAGCCAAAAAGAAGACACCUGCUCCAAAAAAGAAGAAAGAACCACUUGCUGCAAUUGGCCAGCCACUUCCAACAGCUUCGUUACAGAUGGAGGCUCCUCAUGUCUGUCUUAAAUGCGGAGCUAAGAAAUUUCAAUAUAAAUGGCUCCAUUUUUGUUGUGGGAAUGGAAGUAUUAAGAUUGCUUCAAACGAUUUUCCUCCUGAACUUCAUCGACUCUUUACAUCUCAAGACGAGGAUGCAUUGCACUUUAGACAAUAUGUUCGCAUGUACAAUAGUUUGUUUGCAUUUUGCUCACUUGGAGGUGAUUAUAAUGCAAAGACUGAAAAGGGAAUUUAUGUCUUUUUGCUGCAUGGGCAGAUCUAUCACAAUUUGCCUGAUUUACUUCCUGGAAAUGAAAAGCCUAAGUACUUGCAGCUUUACUUCUAUGAUGCACGGUUUGAAGCUGUGACAAGAUCAAAAGUGUUCCUUGAAGUUAGGAGAGACAUAGUAGACAUACUUAUGCGCGUUACAAGUAUAAAUCCGUAUGCUCGAUUCUUCAGGUCAUUGCGAGAUCUUACUGUUACCCAUAGUACACAGAUUGUCAUUAGUCAAAGCACAGUGUUAGACCAGCGAGUGUAUAAUGCACCUUCCACUGAUGAGGUUGCUGCUAUAUGGCCAGAUAGCAUGUCUUCAAGCGAGUAUAGUGGUCCGCAUAUAAUUGUAUCAGGGAAGUCUACUAGGAAGCAUCGAAUAUGUCAUUAUUAUGGAUGCUAUGACCCAUUGCAGUACCCUCUGCUCUUCCCAUAUGGUGACUGUGGCUGGACUCAAGGUUUGAGAAAAACUUAUAAAAGUACACAGAAGAAGGCUUUAAUGGACGUUAGUCCUGUUUCUUCAUGUGUCGUUCAUUCAGAAGAUAGUUUAUUAGAACAAGAGGCUAAUCGUUCAGCAGACUGUUCAGGCACCUCUAACAGGCAUAUUUCUGCUAGAGAAUAUUAUGCUUAUAAGUUGCAGAUCAGGCCAGGGAACAUGCUUCUUCUUGGAGGUCGCUGUUUCCAACAGUACAUUGUUGAUAUGUAUGUGAAGAUUGAAAAUACUAGACUUGAUUUUUUUAGAAGGAAUCAGCAAACAAUCAGAGUAGAUAUGUAUCAGGGUAUCCUAGACACUGUUGAUGAUGGAGAGAAAAGUGCAAACAAUAUUGGCCGACGAGUUAUUUUGCCACCUUCUUUCAUUGGUGGGCCCCGUGAUAUGAAAAAACGCUAUUUAAAUGCUAUGGCACUUGUUCAGCGGUUUGGCAAGCCUGAUCUUUUUGUUACUAUGACAUGUAACGCUAACUGGCCAGAGAUAACAGCUGAACUUGCUGACACUGAAACUGCAGCUGAUCGUCCAGAUGUUGUUGCUCGUGUAUUCAGAAGUAAAUUAAUUGCUUUGAAAAAGCAAAUCACAGAAGAGCAAGUUUUUGGAAAGCUUACUGGUCCUGCAGAUUAUGAUACAUUUGUUAGUGCAGAAAUACCUUCUACUGAUUCUCCUCAGUUGCGUAAAAUUAUACUCAAGCACAUGAUGCAUGGCCCUUGUGGUAGCUUAAAUCCAAAGUGUGGGUGCAUGAAAAAGAAAGUUAAGGAUGAAUUUGCUUGUAAAUAUAAUUAUCCAAAGUCAUAUGUAGAAGAAACUACUACUAAUGAGGAUAGUUAUCCAUUAUAUAGAAGGCGGAACACAGGAGAACAUGUUAGGAUUCAUGGUGCUAAUCUUGAUAAUCGAUGGGUUAUCCCAUAUAAUCCAUACCUAUCUUUAUUAUUUGAUUGCCAUUUAAAUGUUGAGGUGUGCUCUACUAUUCAAGCAGUGAAAUAUUUGUAUGAGUAUGUCUAUAAGGGCCAUGACCGUGUUUCUUUUAAUGUUGCUGGAGAAGGCAAUGAAGGUGUAGAUGAGAUUGAGAAUUUUCAGGCUGGUAGAUGGGUUUCUCCAUGUGAGGCAGCCUGGAGAAUAUUUGGGUUUGAUUUGUUUGAGAUGACCCCUUCAGUCAUGUUGUUACCUGUGCACAUCAAAAAUGCAUCUCUGCCUAGAGGCACAGGCCUUACAUAUACUGGAAUGAUUACAGAAUACAGAUGGGAUAGCAGCAAUAAGGAGUGGAUUAAGAGAAGUUAUAAAAAGAAUAAUGUAGGUCGGAUGGCUUUUGUUGUUCCUUCAGAAGGUGAGCGUUUCUUCUUGCACUUGUUGCUGGGUAAAGUUAAAAGUCCUAUUUCAUUUGACCAUCUAAAAACUGUUUGUGGAGUUUUAUACUCAACAUUUCAAGAAGCUGCUAUUAAGCUGGGAUUGUUUCAAGAAGACAAUGCCAUCACUGCAUGUUUGGAGGAGGCAGCAGAAGCUCAAAUGCCUUCAGAGAUGAGGCAACUCUUUGCAACCCUGUUAAUAUUCUGCCAGCCAAGUAAUCCAAAUGCACUUUGGUUGCGCUUCUAUAGUUCUUUAUCUGAAGACUUCAAGCAUAAAUAUCCAGACUGCCCAUCUAAAGUAAAGAGUUUGACUGUGAAAGAGUUAAAGAGCAGCUUAGAAGCAAUGGGGAAAACGUUGGAAUAUUUUGAAUUAGGCCACUUAGUAGAGGAAGCGCAAGAUGGGAUGCGUGUGACAAGAGAUAUUGCAGAUGCGUUAGAAGCACCUAUUCCUCCAGAGUGUCUUGAUUGUCGAGACAAAUUAAAUGCAGCUCAGGCAGCUGCAUUUAACAGUAUUAUGUGUUAUAUUCAAGAUGGCAAACCAGGGUGUUUCUUUGUGGAUGGUCCUGGUGGAACUGGGAAAACUUUCUUAUAUAAUGUUUUAUAUGCUGAGGUCCGUUUGGCAGGAAAAAUAGUUUUGCCAACAGCUACAUCAGGUAUUGCAGCAUCUAAUAUUCCUUCUGGCAGAACAACACACUCAAGAUUUAAGAUACCAUUAGAUUCUGAAAUAUCACUUGCUUGUGAUGUUCCUAAGCAAGGAAGUUUGGCUGCUUUGAUAAAAGAGGUUGUUCUUAUUAUUUGGGAUGAGGCUUCAAUGGCACGGCGAGAAAACAUUGAAUCAUUAGAUCUAUUACUUCGGGAUCUUUGUUAUCCUGAUCAGCCUUUUGGUGGGAAGGUAAUUGUUUUUGUAGGGGAUUUUAGGCAAGUGUUGCCUAUUCUGCCUCGUCGUACACAAAAGGAAGCUGUUGGUUUAGUUGAAAGUGCUUAUGUUCAGAUUCCACAACACAUUAUUAGGUAUUAUGCUAUGAAUGAUGAUCCUGUUUCUGAGUUGGCUGCUACAAUUUUCCCUGAAAUUUCUGUUCCUGGGUUUGAUAGCAAUAUUUUUAAUGAACGUGCAAUUCUUACACCAAUGAAUGAGGAUGUUGAUACCAUCAAUGAAUAUAUGAUUAAAUUGUUUCCAGGCACAUCUACUGUGUAUGAAAGCUAUGAUUCAAUACUUGAUGACAGUUGUACACUGUAUCCUACUGAAUUUCUAAACACGCUUUGUCCGGGAGGAAUGAGUCCUCAACAGCUUGAACUGAAGAUAGGAAGCCCUGUUAUUUUGAUGCGCAAUUUAGCGCCUUCUAAGGGCAUGUGUAAUGGCACUCGUCUUAUCUGUAGACGCUUUCUUCCUAAUUCAAUUAUUUGUGAAAUAGUAUUAGGUCAUUAUAAAGGGACCUUAUAUUUUGUGCCACGGGUUAACUUAAGACCCUCAUCUUCUUGUAAGUAUCCUUUUCAGUUUGAACGCAAGCAAUUCCCACUGAAGUUAAGUUUUGCUAUGACAAUAAACAAGUCUCAAGGGCAAACAUUAAGCCAAGUACUGAUAUACUUGCCACAACCUUGCUUUUCUCAUGGUCAAUUAUAUGUGGCCCUUUCUCGUGCCAAGAAAUCUGAUAAUGUAACUGUCUAUACACCCCAGCCACCAGCAACCUGUACUGGAAGCAGUGUCAAGAAUAUCGUAUCAUAUGAUGUGCUACGAUUGGCUAAUAUUAUUACAUGUGAAGUUUGGUUUAUUUAUGAGCAUAAUUUACUUGCUGAGGCUAUUGCAUUUCACAAGUUAGCUUAUAACAUUUGA
Chenopodium quinoa (quinoa) is the source of this 4392-nucleotide messenger RNA. RefSeq lists its product as uncharacterized. NCBI's taxonomy places the organism in Eukaryota, Viridiplantae, Streptophyta, Magnoliopsida, Caryophyllales, Amaranthaceae. The coding region runs from base 1 to 4392 and encodes 1463 amino acids. The record is from RefSeq and is a predicted model, not a curated record. Gene Ontology annotation, biological process: telomere maintenance; DNA repair. The transcript has 10 exons. Gene Ontology annotation, molecular function: DNA helicase activity.